Spodoptera litura is the source of this 1227-nucleotide messenger RNA. The record is from RefSeq and is a predicted model, not a curated record. Lineage: Eukaryota; Metazoa; Arthropoda; Insecta; Lepidoptera; Noctuidae.
AUGUCAGGAAUCGAAGUUCCGUACCCAGUUGAAGCUCGGAAUUUCUUGGGAGAGGAGCUAGUAGUAGGAAGAUGCAACUCCUCUGGUGAUGGAAACCCAUCAUUGGAGGACGAUGGCCCGUCAGCUGAAGACAUGUUGGAUGACAUCCUACAUUUUCUUACAGUACGAUUAAACACUACGUCUUCAAUCCGGCACUACAGUAAACUUGGGUUCCGAACGUAUGAAGGCACUUGGACUGGUCUACUUGGGGCUCUAAUGGAUCAUACAGUAGACGUGGCUUUGGAACCAGUUACCGUUCACGCAGCUCGUCGACAAGAUAUGGACUUCAUCUUUCCUAUUGCUGAGACUAUGUGUAACAUCUAUAUUCGCCAGCAAGAGACUUCAACAGUCAGGGACAUAUUCCUGGCUCCGUUUAGCAUUCGCCUGGUCGCCUGUGUGGUGGCGGUAGUGCUGAUCGCCGCAAUAGCCAUUGUACUAAUCAGCCACGUGACCUCGACUAUCUGCUUGAAUGACCGCCGCAUGGGGUACACUGAAGCUCUGAUCUGGUCUACUGGGAUCCUCUGUCAGCAAGGGCAAUAUGAUUGUUCAGGAGGACAUCCCAAAAUAUAUCCGCCCCUAGCAACAUCUGUACCUCAGACGGUGUUGAGAAACUUGGAUCUGCGAGGUGGUACGUGGACGCCUUCGAAUCCCUCAGGAAGUAUGUUGUUGAUCGUAUGCCUGUUCUUUGCUGUUGUUACCUACAAUGCAUAUGCGGCAUUUAUAACCUCAGUUCUGUCUGUGAGAGUGGCUAGUGUAGACACCAUAGCCGCUGUCCUUCAUUCACCGAACUUCAAGAUCGGGUACAUAAGGAAUGGAGCUGAUCAAAUGUAUCUUAUGUCGACAAAGGAUGUCCAGUUGAAUGCUUUUUACAUUCGAGGUUAUUCCGAUGCGGAUAAUUUAGUAUCGUCUGCGGAAGAAGGACUGGCCAGAGCUGCGAGUCAAGACUAUGCUUUCUUUGCGGGACAAAGAGUCGCACGAGCAACUUUAAGUCUUCUCCAACUUCGUAGUGGUGGUGCACUGGCCCGCCUUGAGGCAGCCCUCGUUCCGGACAUGCCGCAGUGUGCGCCGCCGCCCGGCUUUGCCUCCGCAAGAGCUACUGACGUACGAUCCGCACUCAUCUUACUUAUCGUCGGGCUCACCACAUCUCUAACUAUUGGUAAAACUCAAUGUUCACAAUCUUCCUCAUAG